UGGCAGUGGCCGAAGGUGGCAGCGGCCGGGGCUGCCCAUGGCCGGCUCCCCAGCCCGGCCCCGCCGCUUCCGCCCGGCCGUGGGCAGGGGCGGGUCCCUCCGCCGGUUCCCGGUAGCGGCGGGGCCCGCCCGGUUCCCGGUAGCGGCGGGGCCGUGCCAGCUCCAUGUCGCGCAGGGCCAUGGAGCAGCCCCGGCGCAUCACCGACUCCUUCCCGCGGCGGCGGCGGCGGCGGGGCCCGGGGCGGCCCCCGGGCAGGCUCAAGGGCAGGAGGGACAAGGACCAGGACCAGGAGAAGGACAAGGUGCAGCUGAAGGUGCGGGACUGUCCCUGCGCCCCCUCGCAGCCCCCCGCGGACCCGGCGCUCAUGGAGAUGUUGCGGCGCUUCGACCUCUCCUGGGAAUACGGACCCUCCACCGGGAUCACCCGCCUGCAGCGCUGGGAGCGGGCACAAGAGCUGGGGCUGAGCCCCCCCGGCCCCAUCCGUGAGGCCCUCCUGGAGCACCGGGACAACCCCGAUGUCACCUACAGCCUGUGGCACGAGUACGAGCUGUGAGCCGCCGCGCCGAGGGAGUGGGGGAACCAUUCCCGACGCCCCCAGACCCUGUUCCAGGGACGCUGGGUGGAUUAAAGCUGGUGUGAGCGAAGGAAGGGGUGCCGUGUGCUGUCCGGGGUGGGGUGAAGCCCUUGGGGUGCAGGGGCAGGGCAGGGAGUUGCAUUUCCCCCAAAAAAGCCAGGUGGGGUGUCCAUCACGCAGUUUAAUGCCACCCCGCUGGGACCCAGGCAGAAAAACGUGUGCUUGGGCGGAGAAAGGGAGGUGGGAUAUUUUUUCCCCAGGAAUGGGGUGAAAAAACGAAGAAUGAGGUAUAAAACCAGGUGAAAAGUGAGCUCAGGGGGGUGAGCAGCUGGCUGUGGAUGUCCUGCAGUGGGGUGGGAAGAGGGACAGUGUCCUGUGGGAUGCAUAUGUUUAGUAGCCCUAAUUAGCACCCUUCCUCUCUGCAGAAUCAUAAAUAACAGGAUGUGUUAAUUAUUCAGGUUAUCAAUGACUUAAUUCACCAGCUCUUUUUGUUGUUUCAUCAAUAAAAUUAAUUGUUUCUA
This is a messenger RNA of Pyrgilauda ruficollis (rufous-necked snowfinch), 1096 nucleotides long. It is a transcript of the gene POLD4, whose product is annotated as DNA polymerase delta 4, accessory subunit. The transcript has 3 exons. NCBI's taxonomy places the organism in Eukaryota, Metazoa, Chordata, Aves, Passeriformes, Passeridae. The record is from RefSeq and is a predicted model, not a curated record. Gene Ontology annotation, molecular function: DNA-directed DNA polymerase activity. Gene Ontology annotation, cellular component: delta DNA polymerase complex. Bases 165 to 554 code for a protein of 129 amino acids. Gene Ontology annotation, biological process: DNA-templated DNA replication; DNA synthesis involved in DNA repair.